CAGCAUGGAAGUGGUGGGUCUCCUGUGUGUGUUGGCGGCGGUUCUUACAUGGGCUUUUCUCUGCGUUUGGGACUCCGCAGAACGAAUGAGAACUUCUGAGCAGGCAUGCCUGCUGAGAUCCGGAAGCCGAACCCUUCUUGUAAUCGCGCACCCCGACGAUGAAGCCAUGUUCUUUGCUCCCACAGUGCUAGGCUUGACUCGCCUUAAGCACCGGGUGUCCCUGCUCUGCUUCUCUGCAGGAAAUUACUACAAUCAAGGAGAGAUUCGUAAGAAAGAACUUUUGCAGAGCUGUGAUGUUUUGGGGAUUCCGCCCUCUCGCGUAAUGAUUAUUGAUGACAGUGAUUUCCCAGAUGACCCAGGAGUGCAGUGGAACACAGAGGGUGUGGCCAACAUUCUCCUCCAGCAUGUAGAGGUCAAUGACAUCAACCUGGUGGUGACUUUUGAUGCAGGGGGAGUCAGUGGUCACAGCAAUCACAUUGCUCUGUACACAGCCGUGAGGGCCCUGCACUCAGAAGGGAAGUUCCCUAAAGGGUGUUCUGUGCUCACACUUCAGUCUGUGAAUGUGCUGCGUAAAUAUCUCUCCCUCCUGGACCUGCUGUGGUCUCUGCUGAAUACUCAGGAUGUCCUCUUCGUGCUCACCAGCGAAGAAGUGGCACAGGCCAAGAGAGCCAUGUACUGCCAUGGAAGCCAACUCCUCUGGUUCCGCCGCCUCUAUAUUCUCUUCUCCAGGUACAUGAGAAUCAACUCACUGCACUUCCUCUAAGGCUUUGAAGAGUUUUCAGAUCUAAGGAACAAAGGAGAGAAGUAGACCAGGAAGACAAGGGGCCUACCUGGAGAUGGCUUAUCUUCCUGAGCCAAAGGAGCUCCCAGCUAAGCAUCUCUGCAAAAGGUGGCCAUGUAGGCCAGCGGGCCACCCAAACUUUGACUUCUUCCUCUGGGGGCAGAAAAAACCCUGAAGAACCAAAAACAAACCAACCCAAGGAUAAUUCAAAUUCUUGUGAAAAAUAAUUUGCAUAAUGACAAAGUAUAUGUGAAACACCUAUCACACAGCCUGGACAAGUUGCUAUAAAUGAAUGCAAAAUGAUCUAAAAAUGCUUCACAGGUAGGAUUUUUACAUUGCUUCUGAAGUAGGCUGCCUUAUUCAGUUUUUGGUUGAUAUAAGAAAUAUAUUAACCAGGUUCAUGGCGCAUACCUGUAAUUCCAGCAACUCAGGAGGCUGAGGCAGGAAGAUCCUCCCAAAUUCAAGGUCAGCCUUGGCAACUUAGCAAGACCCUAUCUCAAAAUAUAAAAUAAAAAAGGACUGAGGAUGUAGCUCACUGUACCCUUGGGUUCAAUCCCCAGUACCAAAAGAAAAAUACACAACACACAAAUGUAACAAUUUGUAUUGAAUUAGUUCAACCAUAAUUUCCUACAUUUUUUGUGACCUAUUUACCUAUUUGUCAGAACUAGGGAAAUCACCCUAUUUAACGUGACAGUUGAUUGGUGCACGCAAGUACCCUUCACAGUGGUGGGCUCUGUUGUAUGCAGAACUGACUGCAUGAGCCAGACUCUCAGACAGCUUAUAACUGAAUAUCUCAGCUCAGUCUUUCGGGAGAAAUAGAAAAUAGGAAGAUAAGUCUGGAACUUAAAAAAAAAAAAAAGUAAGAACCUGAUGUCUUUGAAUUGUCCUGCAAAUAAAACUUUCUGAGAGGACUGGCAUAGAAGCUAAGUCCAGCUUAUGGUCCAGAAAAGUACCUGAGGCAGGGAAGCUUAAUGGUGAAUAGAAAGGCACAUGGCUGUGGGUUUGAAACCAGAAUGACAAGCAACACACCUAUGACAAGACACCAGAUUCUCUACCUCAAUUCUCUUAUCUGCAGAAUGGGGAAGAAUAAUGGUCUAACUUCAGAAAAGAGAACUAUACAUUAGGGUACAUAACAAAGACUAUCCCUCACAGUGCCAGGAAAGAUUAGCUGCUGUUUUUCUGAGAAAGAAUCAAGUAGACCUUGGUAUGCAUUGCCUGCCCAGUGAGUAUUCCCCUACCUGCCACAUAAAACACUGAAUUGCUUUCUCCAUAGCAACAGGUUGGAGAUCUACUUAUUUAGACUUUCCACCCAACUUGGACCACUUUACUCAGUGUCACCAUUGUUUUGUAGGCAUCCUAAGGCCACAUGAGACUGACAGAGCUAUUAGCCCUGCAGAUGGAAUUGAAAAUACAAAUCUGGUAUGUGAUUUGUCCAUUCAAAAUUUGUCAGUAUCUCCUAAAAUCUUUCAUAUAAAAGUAUGACCAAAAGCAAGCUACUACUGCCGGCUGGGGUUGUAGCUGUGGUAGAGUACUUGCCUAGCAUGUGUGAGGCCCUGGGUUCGAUUCUCAGCACUGCAUAUAAAUAAAUAAAAA
Molecule: messenger RNA, 2374 nt
Organism: Sciurus carolinensis (gray squirrel)
Lineage: Eukaryota; Metazoa; Chordata; Mammalia; Rodentia; Sciuridae
Gene: Pigl
Product: phosphatidylinositol glycan anchor biosynthesis class L
Exons: 7
Coding region: 5-763 (252 amino acids)
Biological process (GO): GPI anchor biosynthetic process
Cellular component (GO): endoplasmic reticulum
Molecular function (GO): N-acetylglucosaminylphosphatidylinositol deacetylase activity
Source: RefSeq, a predicted model, not a curated record